Tribolium madens (black flour beetle) is the source of this 3460-nucleotide messenger RNA. RefSeq names its product zinc finger CCCH domain-containing protein 18. NCBI's taxonomy places the organism in Eukaryota, Metazoa, Arthropoda, Insecta, Coleoptera, Tenebrionidae. The record is from RefSeq and is a predicted model, not a curated record. The transcript has 8 exons. Gene Ontology annotation, molecular function: metal ion binding. Bases 428 to 2848 code for a protein of 806 amino acids.
GCCAUUUCCUGAAGCAAAAAGUGGCAGGGAGAGGUGUCUCAAGUCGAUGUUGUUAAAAACGAAUUAAAAGUAAUUUUGUGUGAGAAAGGCCAUUGCGUUCUGCUGCAGGAACUGCCGAACAAAAACCAAGGUAAGAUACCAAGUUUGUGCAACUCAAGUGCUCAUUAAACAGUUCCUUCUACCUAAGACUUGUGUUUGCGUUAUAAGUAUAAAUACAGUUAAGUCGAUAACCGAAAAGCCACCGUAAAGCUCGUACAAGUACGCGAAAGACUCAACAGUAGUUUGUGUUGUGAAUUUUGAAGUUAAAAGUCAAGUAAGUUAGUUGUUUGGAAAAAAUGUUAAACAUGAAGAAGCGAGAUAUAAUCAAAAAGUGUUUUAAUGGUAACAAUGGAGUUGGCGGCAGACCGAAGCCUAAAUCACUAAUAAAAUGGACUCGGAAGACUCGCGUGAUGCGUCUUCUGACAACGAAAGUGAGAGAAAAGGGCCCCACAGUCCCGCCAGUUCUAGAUCCAGAAGUCGAAAUUCACAGGCGGCUUCGGUCAUAAGCAGGUCUGCGUCGCCACAAAGUGGGCCUGAAUCGUUAAGCAGAUCCACGUCGCCUGAAGACAGCCAGAGUGGCCCCAAAUCGCCGGCCUCGUCACGUAGUGGCUCGCCUAAUUCACCCGAAAACCCCCCUAGGUCCCCGCCCAAUGGCGACGGUCCUAGGUCCCCCUCACCCGCUAACUCGUCCCGGUCCAGCUCACCAGCCGGGCUCAAAAGCCCCAUUUCAAAUAACGGAGACAAACGUUCAGAAAGUCGUAGCUCAAAACAUUCAAUAUCGCCAGAUAGGGUGACUAAUAUUUCCGACAGAUCGGGGUCCUCACGUGCGAAGAGGUCAGACAAUGAGGACGGAAACACGUCUGAUUCAAGUGUAGCGAGUGUAGAUUCGUCCAGUCGAAAGAAUAAAAAUAUCACGAAAAAUGUUGAUACAUUACCAGAGGAAAUUUCCGACGGUGAUAUGGAAUCAGACCAUGAAAAGGAACCAGAACACAAAAAGGAAGAACCGAAAAAUGUCAGACAGGAAAUCAAUAUCAACCAUGAAGACUUGUCAGAUGUUUCCGAUUUAGAUGAAUCUAUAGGAGGCCAUUCCGACGACGAACGCGACGAAAGAAAACAGAAUGGUGAAACGAAAAAGGAAGAUGUUGAAAUUAUUUCGGAAAAAACCCGACCUGAAGACGGUGAAGAACAGUUAGAUUUUGAAGCAGAAGAUGGAGAAUGCGAAAUGGAAGAAAAGAAGGACAAGGAUGAAAAAGAUUCAGGUUCAUUAGCUGAAGAUGGCGAGAUGGCGGAACAGAGAGAGAAAGAAAAAGAGGAACUUGAAGAGGGUGAAGUUACAGAUGAGGACGAAGUCAGACCUGAAGAGACAGAACCUAGACCUGUGUGUAGAUUUUUCUCAAGGGGGCAGUGCACGUGGGGGGCGAGUUGUCGAUUUUUGCAUCCAGGGGUUACUGAUAAAGGAAAUUAUACAAUGUUUGAACUGAUCCGGCCUGUCGUUCCUGGCGAAUACGGUAGAGAAGAAAGAACCUACGGUAGACCUGAACCAGCACCCGUUGAAUCAGCAUGGGAACGUGGACUUCGCACAGCCAAAGAAAUGCUCCGAAAAUCAAUAAAACGUAAAGAACAAGACAUCGAUUUUGAAGAAAAGAAAAUGAAUUUGAGUCUAGCACAAGAAGAAUUUGAUAAAGAGAAUGGUUAUUACGGACGUGUUGCAUCACCGGAACCAAGAUAUGUAAGACACGUCCCUGUUGAGUAUCCACCAGUGGUUCGGCCACCACCCACUGAAGAAUAUUACGGCCGAAGACAAGUCAUAUACGAACCUGACUACGUACCACCACCGCCACGAGAACGAGUCAGAACAUACCGAGAACUUCCAUCACAUAGAAUGCCCGAUUUUUACAAUAAUAAAUACGAAGAUGAGCCAAUUCCAGCAACUACAAAAACUCGCAAACCUAAACGUGAAGUGAUCGUUCAAAGAGCAGCUGAAGAACGACCUGUGCGAGGAGACGAAUGGUCGGAUCCUUGGAUGAGGUCAAAAUCACCAGCAGGUCGUAAAACUGCAGGAAGAAAACGUUCGUACAGUUCCGGUUCAAGUUAUUCUUCCAGCAGUUCUUCUAGAAGUUCAUCGGAAUCUAGUCGCAGUUCAUUCCGGUCGAGAUCAAGGUCACACAAGAGAUCAAGUCGGUCGCAUCGUAGUAGACAUGUAUCGCCAUCUGUCAUUGUUUCGGAACGCAAAGCAGCCAAUGAGAGAGCGGCUCUAAUGAACCCGCCAGCACCACGAAAACGAGCGCCCUCGCCUGGAAUGAUGAGAGUGAGUGCAACAAAUCCUCCUGCACCGCUCAAAGAGGAUCAGUUCGGUCGCACCCGAAGUAAAAUGGCGAUAGCUGCGGCUCUAGCAAGGGUGAAAGGGCGUCGAAGAUCGUCGAAGUCGUCAUCGGAUAGUUCUGGAUCGAGUUCGAGUGAUUCGGAUUCUUCAGGAUCGAGUAGUUCUUCCAGUAGGGAGGAAAGUUCGCCGCGAAGGACGAGUGGUGUUGAUAUUUCGAUAGCCAAAGCCAUGGAUGCUUUAAAAGGAAGUUCGUCUGAGAAACGGCAAAUUAAAUUGAAUUUGAAAAAUCCGGUAGGUGCACGUAAACCGGAAAUUUCGGACAUUGCGCGUAAAACGGAAGCGUUACAAGGGAAGAAACGUCCGGCGAAUUCGCCUCCGCCGUUGGAUCCCAAGUCGAAGAAGGCGACGUCUCGAAGAGAGGAAUUAUUAAAACAGUUGAAAGCAGUUGAGGAUGCUAUCGCGAAAAAGAGGUCAAAAGUGAACUAAUUGAUCGAUUCAUAACAAUUCCUUUAUAAGGAAUGUUUGCAUAACCAGUGGUUUUCUUAACACACGAUUUUGUGUGGAUGUUGAAUUGGCACUGUUUGUAGAAUUGUGUCAUUGAUGUUUUUCAUGAAUGAUUUCAAAUUAGGUGCUUUUUUCUAGAGUAGGUUAUUAAAUGACUGACGUAUAGCGUUAUGAUUAUUAUAUGGUAGUAAUUUAAUUCACAGUAAAUUGAAUUGUGAUUUUAAUAGCAUGUAUAAUAUUAAUGUAAUAAAAACAACCUUCUUUUAUUUGUUUGUUUAGGUGGUUCAAUGUGGAUUUUUCAUGGUAGUAUUAACGGGUGCCUACAGUGAAUUUAAAGACUAUUCUCGAAUAAAAGUAUUAUAGUAACGAUUUUACACAACACAUUUUUUUGUUGAAAUUUAUGACUUGCUAGUUGGUUGAGAAGAUGUACGUUUCAUGACAAUUUUACUCUUUUUUUUUAAGUUAUAAGAAAUUUGUGCAAAAUAUUGGCAAACAAACGUGUGUAUAAAGUAGAACUUGAAUCAUAAUCUUCUGGAUUAUUUCUAAAUAUUUUGAUAUUUAUAGUUUAAGUAAAAUACAUAUUUACAGUUUUGA